This is a messenger RNA of Hippocampus zosterae (dwarf seahorse), 5954 nucleotides long. It is a transcript of the gene atad5a, whose product is annotated as ATPase family AAA domain containing 5a. Gene Ontology annotation, molecular function: ATP binding; DNA binding; ATP hydrolysis activity. Bases 105 to 5354 code for a protein of 1749 amino acids. Lineage: Eukaryota; Metazoa; Chordata; Actinopteri; Syngnathiformes; Syngnathidae. The record is from RefSeq and is a predicted model, not a curated record. The transcript is spliced from 21 exons. Gene Ontology annotation, cellular component: nucleus.
AUAAACUGACAGGUAAAUAUCGUUUUAGAUGAAGGAAUUUUAUUAUUGUCUUAUUGUGAUUGUUUUUUUGUUUUUAUUUUUUUUGUCUCAAGACCCUAUAAAGUAUGGCUGGUGUUGUGGCAAUGGCAUCUGUCAUAGAGGAUUUUGACACACAGCCUUGCAAUAAAUCAAGCACUGAUGGUGGCAGUGCUGUUGUCAAGACAAUCACCAGCUACUUCUCUCCUGUGGCCAAAGCUGUGGAGAAACCGUUCUCACCCCCGCGCUCCAAUAACAUCAUGGACUACUUCAGCCGUGGGCCUCUGACCUCCAAAGUAAAAUCCAGCCCAUCACAAAUCAUCAAAGAGAUUGGUCAGAGGUCUUCAGAAAAACACAUCAACCUAGAGGUAGCGGACAAGCAGCAGUCUGUUAAACGGAAGAGAAAAACAACUAAAGCUGUAAGUAAGCUCUUGGAUCUUGGAACUGGUAUCUCAGAUGAUGAGGCAAACUGCUCUAUUGUGGAGGGAUCGAACUUGGCGCCAGAUUGCCAGAGUGUCUGUGCUGCUGUUAGCAAUCACACAGAUGCUCUGCUGUCUCAGAUUAGUGCCGAUGCCUAUAUCUCUAAUCGAUCAAUGGAAAGCAACACCUGUCAGCCUGUUAAACAGGCUCAAAAUGAUGAAUGUCACAAAGGUGCCUCUAAAUGUGGGAAGGUUGACCUGCCUGAACGAGACGUGUCAACCAAUUGCGCCUCAUCCACGGUUGCACGUGUAAAAGACAAGGGGAAACACGUUAAAACAAAAGCUGUAUGCACUUCAAAGAAGACUAAACAAAAGGAGGAAAACUAUUCUGAAUCUGAGCAGGAAGGUUCAGAAAAUUCCUGUGCAGUCCACACAGAGGUUACUGGGGGCUCUGAGUUGAAGAACAACACGGUAAGGAUCUCCUUUGAGGAUUUUGUGCGCAGUCAGAGCGAGGUCAAGGGUGAAGAAAAGACAACUGCUGUGCAAUGCGAAGGGAAUAAGAUACCUCGAGAGGCAGAUAAAUUGGACACUCACCAGUUGGACGCCUCGAAUUCCGUAGCAUCCACAGAGGUCUCUGUCCAAGUCUCACCCCAAACCAUCACAAUUCAGGCUCAAAUGCACACCAUCUCGCCAAAGCAGGAAGCGGGAAAACCUGAGGCAAGUCGAAAUUUGCUAAUGAACCGGAGAAAAGGUGCGAAAUGUCUUCCAAAGGCAGAAUCACCUUCUCACACGGAGCCUGUGACAGCCAAACGGAAAUCCAACGUGGUACUUGAAGAGGAGGAUCUUGACUUGGCUGUGAUUGAGAGUGAAUCCACACCCAAGUGCCACGACGUAGAGAGAAGACAGUUCAUGGCGGCCUUCAAACAACCCAGCCUGGAUGGGUCCAAAGCAAAGCUGGGCAAGAACCAGGACAAACCAAAGCAACCCGCAGAGAAGGAUGCAGAGGAAAAUGACUAUCAGGAAAACAAAAUGAUGACAAAGACCAAACCACAAAGAAAAUGUAUGAAAACAGCAGAAAGAGUCACGACCUCAUCAAAGAUCCCUGAGGACACCUUGCCUACUGAAUCUGAUGACAAAGAGGAGCCCGAUGCUUCCUUAAAUCCCUCUCGCCCAGUUGUGAGGAGGUCUCGAAGAGAGGCUGUUGUUAGGCCAGCCCCUCAAACUUCAGAAGCAUCUUCCGUUAGCAAAGUGCAUAGCUUGAAGGAUUGCGCAGAGACCUCAGUGAAAGGAUCAUCCCCUAAAAUACGCAAGUCCAAAUAUGGAGUCUAUGUAGCAGAGAUGCUCUGCCCACCUGAUGCUAAAGAGAGUCCAAUCAGGAUAAAAUUGAGGAGAAUUCAUCGAAAUGAAUCUGGAGCUGGCAAAAAUCCUUCUUUGGCCUGUCAUGCAUCGGACAACACCAAAAAACAGAAAAAGGCGAAGAAAUUAGUGGCGAAGGCGAAAGCUGUUCAACAGACGAAGAAAAAUGCUGUUGAGAAGAAUACCUUAAGGCGUUCAUCAAGGACCGAGGCUUCUAUAUCCAAGAGUUAUUGUGAAGAUGAGAAUUUUGUCAUCUGCCUGGAUGACGCCCAAACUGUUUCAACUCAGACGGGACCACAAAAAAGUACAACUAAGACGUCUCUACGCAAUCUAAAUGACGUACUGGGAAAAGCCACUAAAGCUCCCCCAGACUCCAAGGGCACUUUGCCAGGCCAGGAGAAGAAUGUUCGCAAGGCACCUCCUGUGAUUUCCAUCUUUGAUGACAGCAGCCACGAGGGCUCUGAAAACUGCCAAGAUGAUGAGCAGUUCAAGGCUCGCAGAGACUUUCUCAAGAGUGGCCUGCCUGAGUCCUUCAAGAAGCAGUUGGCCAAGGCUGCUGCCACCAAAGAGACAUACACGCUUUCCUGUGCCUCUUUCCAACCAGUUGUACACAUGAUGCAAAUACCAAAUGAUUGUCCUCUUUGGAGUCUACCCUGGCCCGAGUCUCCCCAACUCUGCCGUCUCAAUGAGCUUUGUAUCCAAAUGUCUUACCCCUAUCUACCUCUAAGUGGCUCCUUGGGCCUGAAGACAAAACCGCACCAUCAAGUAUUUCGUGAACGAGGUUCGGGCUGGAGGUUUGAGAUUUCUGAAAAAGUUCGUCAGCUUCUGAUGGAAGAGGUCAGCACCUCAAACCCUGUCUUCCCCGGUAAGACAUUCCUGCCUCGCUUCUUGGCGAGACGUGCUGAUCACCAACAACACUUUGAGGCUGCAAGCACAAGGUCGUCACCCAAGUCAGUAGGAGGGAAGAGGAAGAGAACAGAUGACAAGGUGGCCAAAGUAGCUAAAAAACAGCGGGCUGCCCAUCAUGAAGACAACAUUUGUACCUUGGAGCCAAAGCCAUCAAAGAGUGUGGGUCGCACAAGACGAGCCCAGAGAGCCAGACUGGAUAAGGCAAAGGACAAGCCGUCGCCUGGAAAAAAAGAUGCCGUGGUUCUGCUGGAUGACCUGCCCGAGGACACUGAGAAGAAAAUUGAGGUAAAGGAGGAUGUGUUGUGGACAGAAAAAUAUCAGCCGCAGCACUCCGGUGACAUCGUUGGCAACACGGCCUCAGUGCAGAUGCUGCACAGUUGGCUGAAGGAAUGGAAGCUCCGUGCAGACAGGGACGAGAGAAAUAAGCAGAAAGAAAAGAAGCAAGAGGAAGGCAGCAACGACUCUGACUGGGACUGUCGAGAUGAAGACCCUCUGUCCGCAGAGGACUCGUUGUGCAAUACCGUCCUAAUUAUAGGACCCACGGGAAUAGGAAAGACCGCCUCAGUCUAUGCCUGCGCUCAGGAGUUGGGCUUUAAGGUGUUUGAGGUGAACGCUUCAUCUCAACGGAGUGGCCGUCUGAUUCUGUCCCAGUUGAAGGAAGCCACUCAGUCGCACCAGGUGGACAGUCAAGGAGUCAGUGCCAACAAGCCUGCAUACUUUAACAGCUACAGCACAAGCAGCGGCACCGGCAAACAUGGAUGCUCUCCGAGGAAGUUGAACUCUCCUCGCGGGGUUGUCUCAUCUCCCAGAAAACGUCCCACCUCCCCGAGAGGUACGAAACGAGGAGGCCUGCCUCCAACCUCUCUAGCUAACUUUUUCAAAAUGGCCCGUCCCAGCAACAAGGAACCACCGAGCACGAAGCAGGAGGACCAAAAGGCCCCGUCCAAGAAAGUGAAGCCGCAGAACAACCCCAGAAAACAGAAAGACACAGCGGUCAAAUCACCCGUGGCUUCCACGACUGAGGAGAACGAGGAGCAGAGCAAGAGGACGGCCACCUCGCUCAUCCUGUUUGAAGAAGUAGAUGUUAUUUUUGACGAAGAUGCUGGCUUUCUUGCUGCCAUCAAGACGUUCAUGAGCACAACAAAGAGACCAGUCAUCCUCACCACCAGUGAUCCCACAUUCAGCGCCACAUUUGAUGGCAACUUUGAAGAGAUCCACUUCAAAACACCCUCUUUGUUGGACAUCAGCAGCUACCUGCGCCUGUUGUGUCUGGUUGAGGACACCAGGACGGAUCAGCGUGACAUCAGCGCGCUGCUCCAACUCAAUGGUUGUGACCUCCGGCGGAGCCUGUUGCAGCUGCAAUGCUGGACUCGAAGUGCAGGGGGGCGCCACGUGACGUCACACUCAGAUGACAGCAACCCAAAUGAAAAUGAACCGAAGCGAGAGCCCGGCGAUGAAACGGCAGACACGUGUGCGCUCUCUGUAACAUCACCUCGACCUCUAUGUGAAAGCGGCUGUACGGAGAGCCGGCUGGGCCUACUGAACAUUGAACCUGAGAGGGACGUAUGGGAGCUGCUUCGGAGUCAGACGCAUGAGACGGCUUGCUGGGAGCUGCUAAUGGAGAGCACUCGACAAGGAGUUAACUUGCUCUACUCCAACAUGGAGACCCUCUUGCCUUUACCACGCACGCAGUUGAUCUCCACCUACAAACCAGAGCCCCCUUCUGAUAUUGCAUCUGCCUGCUCGCAGUCUGACGCGCUGCCUUUCCACCAGCGGCCGCGACAGUCACCCGGGUUGGCCGACAGCUCAGAUGACGGGAGUCCAAUCAAAGUGUCUCGAAGAAUGAAGCCGAGCAAGUGGACACACUAUGUACCUAACCAAGAUGGACUGCACUCUGACUCCGAUUCAGAGGAGAGUUUCCUCUCUCUCAGCAAGCAGCAAGAGGGACCUCAGUUCAAACAGGAACCCGGUGAAAGACUAGUUCCACACUUAGAAAAAAGGAAACCGCUGACUCAGGCGGAGCGUCAAAAGAGUGUUCCUGUCUCCUCGUGUCUUGAAUCGAUCAGUGACUUUUUCCACAAUAUGUCUGACCUUGACUCCUCACUCGUUCAUCACGGGCGCGAUGCUCACAGGGGACCCUCGCAAGUCAGUGCAGCUCUGAAAGACGGAAUGACUGAUGAGUCCAGAGUUGAGCUGGACACGUUGAGCUGGGCGGUGGGCGAGCGCACGCUGGAAAUCCAGACCGCGGUUGAGGCGCUGAGCUUCCGCAAAUGCCGGCGCUCUGUGGAAGAGGCCUGGGAUCGAGCCCGGCGGCUCGAGGGGCAGCUAGCGGAGGACACCGCGGCGGAACUCACCCUCCCUGUUGCCGCUCACUGCGAAUGUUACAGCUUCACUCAGAGCAGCCUCUGUCAGCCCCAGAUUGUGCAGCAGAGGAGAGAUUUAAUGGAGAACCUGGUGUGCAGCGGAACAUUUGCUACACUGGGCAACAGGUCUGCGGUUGCCGUGGACUACUUGCCAGCCCUGCGCACCAUCUGCAGGUCAGAGCAGAUUAAGGAGCAAGGCAAGGUGAAACGACGAUUUUUGCACUACCUGGACUCCAUCCGCCUGGGUCUCCACAAGAAUAGUCUCCAGUAUCUUUCCAAAGACUUCCCAUAAUCCUCAGAGAAGAGCUUCCAUGUACCGGUACUUGUGAUGACGGAUAUUUUUUUUUCACAAGCAGUUCUGGGUUCCAGGUGAAAUGCAGCACGGGCGUGGUGGGGUUAGGAAACUCGACUACAUUGGUAACCCGCUUUUCGUUGAAAGUUGUUCUCUCAGCUGCGUCCAAGCGAAGUCUCAGAGCGGGAUGACGACUUGAAUUACGACCACAACAGAAAUGUUCUGGCAUCACUCAUCUCACAUGCGGUGUUGCACUCAAUUGAUCACUUAAGCAAUGUGUUUUUGUACAUUUGGUUUUUUUUUUUUACUCGGUAGAGAUUAUGAUUUGUUUUGCUUUUUGAGACGUGUUUCUAAUCGCAUAGGAAUUGCCCUUAGAGCAAGUGUGGAUCUCUAAUCAAGCGUAAGAUUUGAAUGUGAAAAAUAGCAAAACAUUUGUGUGUAAAGGCUUUGUACGAAUUAGUUCACAGCCAUAUAAUGUAUGGAGUGUCUUAAUUGUUGACUUUGAAGUCCUAAAUGGCACAUUCAAAUCAUCACAUUUAUUACACAUACCUUAUAUUUGUACACUCGAAUAAAAUUAAAGUUUUAUUCAAUUUUAACAAA